This is a messenger RNA of Aplosporella prunicola CBS 121167, 974 nucleotides long. RefSeq lists its product as uncharacterized. The record is from RefSeq and is a predicted model, not a curated record. NCBI's taxonomy places the organism in Eukaryota, Fungi, Ascomycota, Dothideomycetes, Botryosphaeriales, Aplosporellaceae. Bases 1 to 747 code for a protein of 248 amino acids. The transcript has 2 exons.
AUGCGCUUCAACUUCGCCUCCGCCUUUGCUCUCUCGAGCCUCUUCCUCGGUGCCAUGUCCGCGCCCGCCGCCACCACCAUCGAGACGGACAUCUCGACCACCAUCACCUCGGAGACCUACUCCACCACGACGCAGACGGCCGCCGCUGCCGUCGGCGCCGGUGCUGGUGCUAGCGCCAACGCUGGAGGCAACACCGACGCUGCUGGCUCUGGCUCUGGCUCCGGCUCCGACACCUUCUCUGGCGAGACCACCGUCAUUGAUGUCCUCGAGACUCUGUUCGUCAAGAUCCAGACGCACACUGGCUCCAUCAACAAGACCGUCAGCGGUCUCCCCGAGACCCCCUCCCCGGCCGACAAGAGCGGCGCCCUCAUCGACAUCAAGGUUGACCUGCGCCACAUCACCUCCCUGGUCGCCGACGCCUCCGUCAAGAUCGGCGGCAUCAAGGUUGACGCCAACGUCGAUGUCAAGGCCAUCAUCAGCCUCGUCGUCAAGCUCGUCCUCGAAAUCGCCUGCACUCUGGUCAACGUCGUCAACAACCUCGGUGCCACCAUCGACCUUCUUCUCGGUGCUGUCAUCACCAUGCUCGUCCACGUCCUCGCCCAGCUCCUGCUCGUUGUCGAGGAGGUCGUUGGCGGCGUCCUGGCCACCGUCUGGGAGAUCGUUGCCUCCGUCCUUCCCUCCGUCGGCGACCUCCUGGUCGGCCUCGGCGCCAUCCUCUCUGGCGAGUGCGGCUGCGUCAAGAACUAAAUUGUUGCUCCUAUCCAGUAUCAAUAAGCACGCGCAUCUAAUGGCGAAGUUGGCGGUGGAUCGGGUCGAUGGAGUGUGGUGGUAGUAGUAGUAGUAGUAGUGGUGGAUGAUGGGCUGUGGAAUGGCGCGAGUGAGGACUUCGGUAAUAGCUAAUCACGCUCUGAUUACGGCAACGAUAGCGUUAUAGAGCAAAGGUACACCUAACUUGUAGUAGUGGUAAUUUCUUC